ACUCUGGGGGUGCAUAGGCCCGUCAGCACCCGGAAGGAGGAAGCGGCACAGGGUGUCUGUGGCUGGGCCUGGGAUCUCCCACUCGGGGACUUCCUCUUCCUCUCAGGGCAGGUGUAGCUGCCGCAGCGGGACCAACACCCUGACCCCGUCAUGGAUGGGGGCAAGGGGCCCAGGAUCAGAGACUUCCUGAGUGGCAGCCUGGCCACCUGGGCGCUGGGACUAGCCGGGCUGGUGGGGGAGGCGGAGGAGCCGGAGGGGGAGGAGGAGGAGGAGGAAGGAGAGGGGCCCCUGUGUCCGGAGAAGAGGUUCUUGCGUCUCAGCGAUGGGGCCCUGCUCCUGCGGGUGCUGGGCAUCAUUGCUCCCAGUUCCCGAGGGGGCCCUCGAAUGAUCAGGGGCCGUGACGGCCCCGCAGCCUGGCGGGUGUGGAACCUGAACCACCUGUGGGGCCGACUGAGGGACUUCUACCAGGAGGAGCUGCAGCUGCUGAUCCUGUCGCCACCCCCAGACCUCCAGACGCUGGGCUUUGACCCCUUCUCAGAGGAGGCGGUGGAGGAGCUGGAAGGCAUCCUUAGGCUACUGCUGGGGGCGUCAGUGCAGUGUGAGCACCGGGAACUGUUCAUCCGCCACAUCCAGGGCCUCAGCCUGGAGGUUCAGAGCGAGCUGGCUGCUGCCAUCCAGGAGGUGACCCAGCCCGGGGCGGGCUUGGUGCUGGCGCUGACUGGGCCGGAGACUGGGGAGCUGGCAACUCCAGAGCUGGAGAUGCUCUCCCGGAGCCUGAUGGGGACACUGCUGAAGCUGGCACGGGAGCGCGACCUGGGGGCCCAGCGGCUGGCCGAACUGCUGCUGGAUCGCGAGCCUGCCCCCAUGUUGCCUGAGACUCCCGCCAGGAUUCCCUCGGAGGGGGCCUCGCACACCUUGAGCCUGCAGCUGGCCAAUGCCAAGGCCCAGCUGCGGCGCCUCCGGCAGGAGCUAGAGGAGAAAGCCGAGCUGCUGCUGGAUUCCCAAGCAGAGGUGCAGGGCUUGGAGGCCGAAAUCCGAAGGCUCCGCCAGGAGGCCCAGGCGCUGACGGGACAGGCCAAGCGGGCCGAGCUGUACCGCGAGGAGGCAGACGCGCUGCGGGAGCGGGCGGGCCGCCUGCCCCGCCUGCAGGAGGAACUGCGACGCUGCCGAGAGCGCCUCCAGGCGGCCGAGGCCUGCAAGGGCCGGCUAGAGGAGGAGCGGGUGCUCUCGGGGACUCUGGAGGCCUCCAAGGCGCUCCUGGAGGAGCAGCUGGAGGCCGCUCAGGAGCGCUGUGCUCGGCUGCACGAGACCCAGCGCGAGAACCUGCUGCUGCGGACUCGGCUGGGCGAGGCCCACGCGGAGCUGGACUCCCUGCGGCAUCAGGUGGACCAGCUUGCAGAAGAGAAUGUGGAGCUGGAACUGGAGCUUCAGCGGAGCCUGGAACCACCCCCAGGCUCCCCUGGGGAGGAACCCCUGCCCGGAGCAGCUCCUUCGCUGCAUGAUGAAGUGAGGGAGGCAGAGGCUGGGCGGCUGCGGACCCUGGAGCGGGAGAAUCAGGAGCUUCGAGGCCUGCUCCGGGUGCUGCAGAGGCAGCCAGGUGGCCAGCCCCCCCUACUGGAGGAGCAGAACGAAGACUCGGUGAUUCAAGAGCCAGACUCAGCUCCGCAGACUUGCCUGGCCUCAGACCCUGACCCCCAGGCCUUGGCUGCUCAGGCAGCAGAUGAAGGCCCCCAGGCCUCAGACCCAGCUCCCCUGGCAUUUGAGUCAGCCCUCGAGGGGGUGGCAUCUGAUCUGAACCUGAAGGUGGUGGAGAGGCCUCUCCAGACGGAUGUCGUGGUCCCUGCAGGCUCCAUGCCCCAGGAGUCAGACCCCGACACAGGGGCACAGGAGUUCCCGAAGAAGGCUGGCCUGGGACCCCCUCUCUGGACCCCUGCCUCCGUGACCCCACCUCAGGGUCCCGAGGUUAACAUUCAGGCCCAGCUGUCUCUGGGAGGAGAGACUGGGGAGUCGGUGCCGGAGGCCCCGAGGGUGAAACAGGAGGACCCUGAGAGCAAGCCGGGACCCUCGGAGACCAGCCUGUGUGUGCGGUUGGAGGAGCAGGGGACCCUAGACCAGAGGCCGGACCUACCCGAGGGGCAAACAGAGGCCAGAGAGCAUGAACAGAGGGUGGGGGGGUUGGUCGGGGAUGCAACCCAACGAAAGCCGCAGAAGAAACUGGAAGGGGCUCCUGAGGUCCGGACCCGGGAGGCGCGGGCCCCCGAGGAGAUCCUGGUCAGUGGUGUCCCCGAGCAGGAGGCCCUCCAGGAGGAGGCGGCGCGGCUGAAGCGAGAGGCUGAGGCCCUCCGAGCAGAUCUGGAGGCCCAGGCCCGGAGGCUGGAGGCCCGAGGCACGGAGGCUGCCCGCCUCUCGGAGGAGCUGGCUCAGGCCCGGACGGCAGAGGCUGAGGCCCACCGGGAGGCGGAGGCCCAGGCCCGGGAGCUGGCCCGGUUGCGGGAGGCGGUGGAGUCUUCUGCCCGGGAGCUGGAGGCUGCGUCGCGGGAGCGGGAGGCGCUGGCGGAGGCGCUGGCAGCAGCCGGCCGUGAGCGGAGGCAGUGGGAGCGAGAGGUGCCCAGGCUGCGGGCCCGGGCCGAAGAGGCCGAGGAGCAGCUGCACGUGCUGGAGGGCGAGGGCCGCAGGCACCUGGAGGAGGCUGAGAGGCAGCGCCGAGAGAAGCAGGCCCUCCAGGAGGAGCUGGAGAAGGCCGUGGUGCGGGGCCGGGAGCUGGGGGCCCGGCUGGAGCGUCUGCAGAAUGAGCUGGAACGGGCAGCCCUGGAACGCCAGGAAUUUCUGCGGGAACAGGAGUUCCAGCACCAGAGGUACCAGGGCCUGGAGCAGCGGCUGGAAGCUGAGCUGCAGGCGGCGGCCACCAGCAAGGAGGAGGCGCUGAUGGAGCUCAGAAAGAGGGCCCUGCAGUUGGAGGACGAGCUGUUCAAGCUGCGCCAGGGCGCUGCGGGGCUGGGGUCCCAGGAGAAGACGGAGCUCAAGGGCACGGAGGCCCAGAGCGUGCGGCUUAUCGAGGUGGAGCGCACUAAUGCCACGCUGGCAGCAGAGAAGGCGGCUCUGCAGGGCCAGCUGCAGCACCUGGAGGGGCAGUUGGGGAGCCUGCAGGGGCGCGCCCAGGAGCUGCUGCUGCAGAGUCAGCGGGCCCAGGAGAACAGCAGCCGCCUGCAGGCCGAGAAGUCUGUACUGGAGACACAGGGCCAGGAGCUGCACCGGAAGCUGGGGCUGCUGGAGGAGGAGGUGCAGGCGGCGCGGCGCUCCCAGGAGGAGACCCGCGGACAGCAGCAGGCCCUGCUGCGGGACCACGAGGCCCUGGCGCAGCUGCAGCGGCGGCAGGAGGCGGAGCUGGAGGGGCUGCUGGCCCGGCACCGUGACCUCAAGGCCAACAUGCGGGCGCUGGAGCUGGCCCAUCGGGAGCUGCAGGGCCGGCACGAACAGCUGCAGGCCCAGAGGGCCAAUGUGGAGGCGCAGGAGGUAGCCCUGCUGGCAGAGCGUGAACGCUUGGUGCAGGAUGGGCAUCGGCAGCGGGGCCUGGAGGAGGAGCUCCGGAGGCUGCAGAGUGAGCAUGACAGGGCUCAGAUGCUGCUGGCGGAGGUGUCCCGGGAGCGCGGGGAGUUACAGGGGGAACGCGGGGAGCUGCGGGGUCGGCUGGCGAGGCUGGAGCUGGAGCGGGCACAGCUGGAAGCCCAGAGCCAGCGACUGCGGGAGUCCAACCAGCAGCUGGACUUGAGUGCCUGCCGGCUGACCACACAGUGCGAGCUGUUGAUGGAGCUCCGGAGCACCCAGGAAGAGGAGAACCGGCAGCUGCUGGCCGAGGUGCAGGCGCUGAGCCGGGAGAACCGGGAGCUCCUGGAGCGCAGCCUGGAGAGCCGGGACCACCUGCACCGCGAGCAGCGCGAGUACCUGGACCAGCUGAAUGCCUUGCGCCGGGAGAAGCAGAAGCUGGUGGAGAAAAUCAUGGACCAAUACCGUGUGCUGGAGCCUGGGCCCCUGCCCCGGACCAAGAAGGGCAGCUGGCUGGCAGACAAGGGUCCCCCUCACCGGCACCCAUGCGCCGGGCACAGAGCUCCCUGUGUCUGCGGGAUGAGACACUGGCGGGUGGGCAGCGGCGGAAACUCAGCUCAAGAUUCCCCGUGGGGCGAAGCUCUGAGUCAUUCAGUCCUGGGGACACCCCCCGGCAGCGAUUCCGACAGCGGCGCCCAGGGCCCCUGGGGGCACCAAGCUCCCAUGGCAAAGGACCUGGCGUGGGAUGGGGCGGCUCCGUCGAGACCCUGGCGGAACACGAAGCAGAUGCCAACAGAGAGAGCCUCGAGGUGCAGGAACCGGAGAAGCGAACUCUCGCCCCUUCACUCAGCCAGUGACACCGCGUGGAUGGACAGCAUGGGAGCGGAGUGUUCUCAGCACUGGAGUCUCAGUGGGGACUCCAGGCAGCCCAAGAAUGUGGGGAGGCAGGGCACUCAUUGCGAGUCCUUGGACAAGGAGCCCUGGGCCCCCAGAUCCUCCACGGCCUGCACGGGGGGCCCGAGCUGGAGCUGGGACAAGUCUGCAGACAGGGGGGACGGCUGGCCCCCACAAACAGCUCCCUGCUGGGGCUCCGCCCUGCGGCCCUCACUGAGGAGAAAGUCCCCGGGGAAACUCCCAGCUGAGGGAGGCAGGCAGGAGUGGGCAAGAGCGCCCCCUGCCCGGCCUAGGAGGGGGGCCAAGGACCAUUCCCUGGGGACUGUGACCAGGGUCCAUUUCUGAACCUUGGCUCCGAUGUGAGAGACAGGAGAAUAAAGCCAGGACGUGACCACUGA
Molecule: messenger RNA, 4835 nt
Organism: Dama dama (fallow deer)
Lineage: Eukaryota; Metazoa; Chordata; Mammalia; Artiodactyla; Cervidae
Gene: CCDC88B
Product: coiled-coil domain containing 88B
Exons: 27
Coding region: 151-4782 (1543 amino acids)
Biological process (GO): cytoplasmic microtubule organization; cytoskeleton-dependent intracellular transport
Cellular component (GO): centrosome; cytoplasm
Molecular function (GO): microtubule binding; dynein light intermediate chain binding
Source: RefSeq, a predicted model, not a curated record